AUGGUCUGUGCUGACGCGGACGCGGAAGUCACCAACGACACUCAGAUUACCCGCCUUCGGGGCUGUCACAAGGAGGGCGUGCUGGUCCUCGUAAGAUUUGUUCCUCGCCUCGUCAGGGCUGGCCAUCGCGUGAGCGUAGACACUGACGAUGGCGGCGAGUUUGCCUGCAUGGAGAGGCAGACGGAGGCUCAUCAGACGAUCGUUGAUGCCCUGCGGCAGACCGAGCAGUCGUCCCACGAUGUCGUUCCGGACGGCAAAGGCAACGCCUGCGUCCCGUCGCCCUGUCCCUGGGACGACCGCCCCAGAAGAAGGUGUAACCGGCACCCACCUUCUCCAGUUGGCCUUGUUCAGAGAACCGGGUCCCACGGAGUGCAGUGAUGUCCACCUUGUAGGGCGCCAGUUCCCGAGCCCCUAGCGCUGUCCUCCGUUUGUUUUGGACACCCCUUCUAUUCCCGUUCCCUUCGCGGCCCUAAAUAGGGCGGCUUAGCCAUCCCAGACGGCUGCCAGACUCCACUAUGGGUCACGAAUUUGUUUAAUGGUAGAACGAUCCGAGUCAGCCUGGGUCGCCUACGUGAUCGCUGUCACUCUCGCCGUCGGAAUUUUGAGUGUUGUGGAGGGGGCUGAUGGAAGAGCAGAGAGACGAAAAGCAGAGUUUCCCGUCCCUCUGGCGGCUGACAUAUACAUGGUGAGUAGGCAAAUUCAAUAGAGGGGUGAUAAGCCUACAACAGGGACAAACGCAAGCAAACGGACAAGGACAAACGAGCAAGAACAAGCAGAAAGCAAAGACAACAAAGCCACGUUUGGCUUACCUGGGGGGUUACCUACCUUGUGGCCUAUUUCAGGGUUGCAGAUGAAGCUUCAUCUUGGAGGUGGCGAUGCAGUGAUCCGUGAAACUUUCGACCGUGGGGUAGAAGAGUAGAGGGGGUGAGAGGCAGAGGAGACGGGCAGAGAAUAGGUGCGAAAGAGAAGUAAGGGACCGGUCUUCCGGCUAACUGGUCAGUAGCUUUCUGAGCGCUUGUGGCCUCCUGCGGGGUUGCAGACGGGGGCACAUCUCGGAGAAGCCGUGGCGGUGGUCCGUCCGGCCAGCGAUGAUGGGAGCCGAGCCGAGUUACCGUAUGUAGAGAUGCACACACGGUUACGCUCACCUUAUUUAGCUCGCCGGUCGUGGCGGUUGCCGGGAUGCGGUCGCUAGGCGGAGCCUGGCAUCUAGGAACAACGGCUAAGAAUUUGGUGUUAGUUGAUAGGCGGUAGACUUAUUCUGCACCUGCAAGCAAGUGGACGACCUAUUACCACCGUCACGUGGAUCCACAACUGGACACCACUACGCUCCCUACCUGGCCCUUAUAUAGUACACGAAAAGGAUGUGUUUGUCUCAGGUCUCAAAUGCGGCAGAGUGCCAUCGAAGUCAUACGUGAAGGAGUACGAAGGACAUGACUCCCACUUACUUGUGAGGUGCCUAUUCCGCGCCUGUGAGAUAAUAUAACGUACGGAUUUUUGGGAGAUAUGUGGCGGCAAGGUUGGGCCUAGGGUGUUUUAUCGCAUACUGGCAUGGAGGAGCAUGUGGACAAAUCAGCCCAUGCGUUGUCUGAAUGUGCGUCGGCCGUGCGAGCAGUUGAGGCGAUGGCGACGGGUCUGUGUUUUUAUGUUCCUGGCAAUGGUUUGUUGACUAGGCCGAUGCAUGAUGUGCAUUUGCAGUGGCUUUCUGGUCAGAAUCGGCUUGGAGGUUCAGAUACCUGAUCAGAAGGUACGGUCGCAAUGGGGACUUUAAGGAUGAACCUGGGACCCACAAUAAACACACACACCCAUGUACAAGAUCCCCUUGUCUGGUUUAGCCCUCCUGUCGAGGUGGUUACUGCGGUAGGGUCACUAGGCAGAGCCAAAGCGUCCGUCAUCGUUUAUGACAGCAGACGAUGUGUUGACUCGGCAACACUGGAAGUAUUCUACGAAAACGGCUUGAAUGCGGUGGGUGAUGAACACAUUUCUCUAGAAAUAUUGUGAAAAAAACAGGUUGAAUGCGAGGAGCGAUCGACGCAUCGCGCACUCUGUCAGAAUAUUUAUGUCCGUCUAAAAGCCAUGGAAUAGCAUAUAUUUCAGUGCCAGGUGACACGUCGUCUUUCGAUUUUCAGAAAGCAGAUUUGUUAGGUGAGUCGUGCAGACAACGUACAGGUACUGUUUGAGUUUCUUUUUUAACGACCAUUUAUGGAGCGUUAUACGGUUUUUCCAUGCACUUCGAAUCGCCUUGGUUUAACCCAAGUGGUUUUUUAGAAACCAUUGAUGUCAGUUACAGUCAGAGUUUUUGGGAUACAAGUGUCCACAAAACCAUAAAAGGGGCACAACUUUGUGGGCUUUUGGGUAAACUCAGUAUCUGUUAAUCUGCUUCCACUGCAUAGACUUAUUUUACAAUUGUAGGAUUAACGUGAUCCAGAAGGAUGAGAGCGAUAGCGAGGACUCUGAGGCUAGCUCGAAGGCUGAAGAAAUUGACCUCCCUGAGCCCGAGACCGGACCCCCAUUACUGACGCCAAUUGCAGAAGACCAGGAUCCCAGCGGAAUACCUCCAUGGUCUGCCAAACUGACCUCCUCUCGUCUUCCGCAAUUUGCCAUGGCUGUGCUCUCCUCCAACCUCUGGCCAGGCGCUUAUGCUAUUGGAUUUGAACAGUGAGUAUUUGUCGAAUUCUUCUUUCAUUUUGGACUUGGUUUAUAGGCUAUAAGAGGCUCGCUUGACGCCAUCCUGCACAAACUGCUGGGGAUGCAUCAGUUGCUCAGAUCCGAUCUACCCAAUAACUUCUUGUCAUUGACUGGGCACUGUAAGACGAGGCAUUGCGCGCGGCUGCCCCAGCAGAUAAGAUUUACGUCCUCACUGUCAAGAAAAUCGAUGUAAGGGAGCAAAAACGACUAUUAUAUGACGUGCAGCACGACAAGGAAGCCGAUUGCUAUUGCUUAAAAUAAUCGGCUUCCAAGGCAAGCUCUCUCAACACUUUGGUCAAAAGGUGACAACAGACUAAUUGUCACCUACUCUGGUUGUCAGACGUGCGGUGGUGGGGUUUUGGUCAAGAUUUUCUGCAAAGAGUUUAGGGUUGAUGUUUUACUGACUGGGAGGUCCAGUUACCCAGACACGUCCUUUCUGGUCUGUCCUGUCUCAUAAAUUCAUGUUUCUUAGAGUUGCGAAAAUUCCCAUAGCAGUAAUCAGAAGACGAGGUGGCGAACAUACGUAGCUUUCGAUAAAUUCUCGUCGGGCCAGUACAGUUAUAUGAGAACGGGGUAGAAGAAAAACACGUCAGCGAUAAGAAAAUCGAUAAAAGUUCUACUUAAAACACGGGCGGGGUGUGGGAAUGUGGGGGGUGGGGAGGGUGGGGUGGGUAAUAGCAGUCAUUAUCAGGGGCGGGGUGAGAGCGGAAGGGCGCGAAGUGUAGCAGCGUUAGUCGACCUUCGACCACUGUAGGCGCGGAGCCUGAACUUGGUUCUUCUGCGCGCAUAAGAUUGGCUUUCGUAGCCUAAUGGCGGCUGCUUCCGCUGUCGCUAACAGGCGCUGGCCUAGUAGCUUAGGGUAGUUCGAUGGGACCUUAUAAAUUACACGAAAAGCUUCGUUGGGGUCCACACGAUGUCCGGACUCGACAACAUGCGCGAGAAUGGCGCUGUCUAUUCUCCUAGUUUCACCUUUUGCCAGCCAUGCGGGAAGGUGUUCGCGUAUUCUCUUGGAUAAGCGCCUACUCGUGCGACCAAUAUAACCUGCUCCACAGGAGCAAGUGAAGGAAUAUAUGCACAUUGAUGUGGUCUGCGGUGGCAACUUAUCCUUCCCUUCUCCACGUAAAAUCGGGUUAGUGGAGAACGCUAUUUGAACCCUUGCUGCCGGGAAGGUUCGCGAGACAGCUUGAUCAAGGCGUCUCCUUAGGAGUUCACUCGCGGCGUCCCCUUGGAAAGGGACCUUGAGGAACAAAGUCUUCUUUUCGGCGGUCGGUGUGGCGGGUUUGAUCGGUCGUUCAGCAAUAUUCUUUUCAAUAAACCUUUCAGGAUAUCCGUGUUCGCGAAGGAAGUCCUGGAUUUUUCUGAGCUCUCCUCGAUGCUAUCUGUUGAGCAAAUUUUUCUAGCCCUUUGUGCCAAACAUCGGACUAGAUUUCGUUUUUGUUGGAGGGGUACGAAACUGGCGAAGUUCGUGUAUUGUCCAGACCAGGUUUUCUUCCGAUAGACGCUUCUUCGGACACUCACGUCAUGUUUCUUAGCAGCCCAUUCCAGUCUCUGCAUUAAUUCCGCAAUAUGGGGUACGUCGGCUCUUUGAGAAAAAACAGAAAUAUUCCGUAGAGAUGCCGACAAACAUUCAUUAAAUUCAGUACACAUAUUCCCGCAUAUACAACAUAAGUGAUUUUUCAGUAAAACCGUCUUUCGCCUCAAUUACAGCAUGGAUGCAUCUUUUGACAUGACUAUACACAGCUGUCAGCUGUCAGGUUUACCAUUAUCGUGAAAAUUGAUAAGAAGAAGAAGCGAUCGCUGGAAAAAGGGGUUUAUUCGCCUAGCGUUUCGGAUUCUUGCUUAAACCCAUCAUCAGAGACAGUGGCAGAAAAGGGUGACUUGUGCACGGGAAGUUGCAUUAUUUAUAGGAUGCAGUCGCUAUGCUACCGCAUACCUAUAGCAAUUAACCGUGCUCCCCUUCAUCAAGGAUUGUUACCCGCUGGUGCGCUAAUUGCUUAGUGGCCGAAAUGCAAGUUGUUAAUUGCUGUCAUCUCAUCACCGGUGGUGGAUGCUGGUGUAGGGAUUGCUCGGCCACUGUAUCUGAUGAUGGGUUCAAGUGAGAAUCCGAAGCGUUAGGCGAAUAAACCCCUUGUUCCAACGAUCGCUUCUUCUUCUUCUUCUUCUCCUGAUCAACUAGUUCCUGGAACUCGCAUCUUCGCUUGUAUCGGCAAUCGUGAAAAUUGCUGACCGGGUACUCCUGGGUUUUGCGGGCUGCAUGAGAAGGAUCAAUAUCACGUUACUCCUGACAUUGAGCCGCCAAGCUCGCCUGAUGUAAACCCUUUAGUCACCGUUGAGCGCCGUGUAGGUCGCUUCAGCCAGCAAACUUCCUAAGCUUAAAAUUAUCUGACUGUUUUUCCCUAAAUUAUGCGUUUAUGAAAGAGGCAGUGUUGUAAACAAUAAACCAAAUAAAAGAAAGUACAGAGCUUAACGCGACAGAAAUGGCUUGUUUUGUCUACCGCUUGGCCUAUCUGAAGUGGAGGUUGCGUCAAAAUUCGUAUGUAGCCUUUCUGGUCGUGAUAAUUUAGAACUACCAGUUUGGCCUCUCAUCCAACAACAUAUGUGUAUUGGUUGUGGGCAACCCGCGUCCAGUGGCCCACUUUAUAAUUGGUCGUAGUCGAAUUGUAAGAUUCUACUUUUCUUCACAGAGGCUAGCUAACUUACCUGGCACUUGCAAAAACCAGAAAAACUCCUGCCCUAUCCCUUACGUCGUUCUGAAUUGUCCUCUUCCAUGAUGCUCUAUCACAAAACUGCUUGCUUACACUUCUGUUCCGUUUUUACAGGAGCUUUUUGAAUUUCUACAUUGGCUGGGGACAGAAGUACAUUAUUUCAAACUUCGAGCCCGCACUUCACCCAGACGUGAUGGAGGAGUUUCCCUCUGGACCUGAAACGACGGAAAUGGAGGAUCCUACAGCAGACGAAGAAGAGGCCUGGAAGGCCGCUCAUGCGGAGUUGGGAGGCGGCUCGAAAGAAGACUCCGGUUCAAACAGUGAUGAGGGAAACGAUGAGGGCGACGACUGGGCUGAUGAGGACGCCUAA
Molecule: messenger RNA, 5760 nt
Organism: Spirometra erinaceieuropaei
Lineage: Eukaryota; Metazoa; Platyhelminthes; Cestoda; Diphyllobothriidea; Diphyllobothriidae
Source: the annotation of a GenBank genome assembly